Messenger RNA from Strongyloides ratti, 366 nucleotides. Its product is annotated as DIX domain-containing protein. The record is from RefSeq and is a predicted model, not a curated record. The transcript has 3 exons. Bases 1 to 366 code for a protein of 121 amino acids. Lineage: Eukaryota; Metazoa; Nematoda; Chromadorea; Rhabditida; Strongyloididae.
AUGGCCCAAUCAGGGUCUUCACAGGAUGAUUCACCUCAAAAUACACAACAAACAAAUUCAGCUUCAUCAAUUACAUCUUCUAGUGAUCAUGAAGAUGCUAAUACAGUAAUUGAAAAAUUAUCUGAAAGGAUUGCCUCUAUAAAUCAUGAAUCAUCUGGUGCUUUUAGUGAUGGCGAUGGUCUAAGUGAUAUAAGCAUGGGUAAUAUACCAGUUUUGGGAACCUUAAAACGAAGUACUGGUAAUGGUUCACAAGCUUCUUUAGUUACAAAAAUUUACUAUCAUAUAGAUGAUGAUCAAACACCAUUUUUAUCUGAAAUUCCGGUUCCACCUGAUCGUUGUACUUUAGCUGAUUUUAAACGGAAAUAA